AUGGCACUGCUCCGGGGCCUCCUGGUGCUCAGCUUGUCCUGCCUGCAAGGGCCCUGCUCAGUGUUCUCUCCGGCGAGCACCAUGGAUCCCAUGAGCCAGCAGAUAGUGACCGGGCCGAGCCAGGAGAAGCUGUCCCAGCUCAGCCUCCUCAAGUUGGUCAACCAGGAGCCCGAGGGCCAGACGGAGCCGAAGAAGGCCUCAGGAGACUGCAGUGAGGCCCCCAGCCCGGAGCAGACCCGCAGGCUGGCCAAGGCCAUGAUGGCCUUCACCACAGACCUGUUCUCCCAGGUGGCCCAGAGCUCCGCCCACCCCAACCUCAUCCUGUCGCCUCUGAGUGUGGCCCUGGCGCUGUCUCACCUGGCACUAGGUGCCCAGAACCAGACGCUGCAGAGGCUGCAGCAGGUGCUGCACGCGGACACAGGGCCCUGCCUCCCCCACCUGCUGAGCCGCCUCUGCCAGGACCUGGGCCCCGGCGCGUUCCGAAUGGCCGCUCGGAUGUACCUGCAGAAAGGAUUUCCCAUCAAAGAGGACUUCCUGACACAGUCCGAACUCCUCUUUGGCGCGAAGCCCAUCAACCUGAUUGGGAAGAAGGGGGAGGACUUGGCAAACAUCAACAAAUGGGUGAAGGAGACCACGGAGGGGAAGAUCGAGGACUUCCUCUCGGAGAUGGCGGAUGACACCGUGCUGCUGCUCCUCAACGUCAUCCACUUCCAGGGUUUCUGGAAGAGCAAGUUCGACCCGAGCCUCACGCAGAGAGGGACGUUCCACCUGGACGGGCAGUUCACGGUGCCAGUGGACAUGAUGCAGGCCCGCAUGUACCCGCUGCGCUGGACGCUGCUGGAGCAGCCCUCCGUACAGGUGGCUCACUUCCCCUUUAAGAACAACAUGAGCUUCGUGGUCAUCGUGCCCACCUACUUCGAGUGGAAUGUGUCCCAGGUGCUGGCCAACCUGAGCUGGGACGCCCUGCACCAGCCCUUCCUUCGGGAGAGGCCCACCAAGGUCCAGCUGCCUAAGCUGCACCUGAAACACCAGCUGGACCUCAUGGCCACCCUCAGCCAGCUGGGCCUGCAGGAGCUGUUUCAGAACCCAGACCUCAGCGGGAUCUCGGACGAGAGGUUGGUGGUGUCCAGCGUGCAGCACCAGUCCACGAUGGAGCUCAGCGAGGCCGGCGUGGAGGCGGCCGCGGCCACCAGCUUGGCCAUGUCCCGCAUGUCCCUCUCCACCUUCAGCGUGAACCGCCCCUUCCUCUUCUUCAUCCUCGAGGACACCACGGGGCUGCCCCUCUUCGUGGGCAGCGUGCGGAACCCCAGCCCCGGGGCGCAGCGGGAGCACACGGAGCAGCAGGAUUCCCCCGACAGCAGGGACCUCUUCGAGGACCUGAACGCCUUCGCCCGCGGCGACAAGCCCUUCGGCCCGGACUUGAAACUGGAGCCCCUGCCCGAGGAGGAUUACCCCCAGUUCAGCAGCCCCAAGUGA
Messenger RNA from Pipistrellus nathusii (Nathusius's pipistrelle), 1476 nucleotides. The record is from the annotation of a GenBank genome assembly. Lineage: Eukaryota; Metazoa; Chordata; Mammalia; Chiroptera; Vespertilionidae.